GAGUGGAGGGCUGGGAGAAGACAGAGCCUGGAGGCUGGUCUCUGUCAAGGUAUCAACUCAGAAGCCAAAGCCUGGACCGUGAAAUAUGGAACCUCGCCCUGUCCCUCCUCAAAUGCAUGCGGAUAGGAACCGGGAUAGGAUAGGAAUCAGGGGCACACUGGCAGCAAAGAUGUGAGGGUUAAAGUUUGAACUUGACAACCUCUAAGGUCCCAUCAGAAUCCGAGGUUUUAAGAUUCCAAGAAGAGAAGAUUUACCUUCAAUUCUACCCCGCCCCCCCUUGUUUUUGGUCAUUCUGUUGAUUAGGACUGGUUGAUUAAAGGCUUAAGCCAUAAGGACAUUUAUUGUUCAUCAAGUAAGAAUUCUGGAGGUAGAAGAUUCAAGAGUUGAUUCAGAAGCCUCAGGGCACUGGUUGGCAUUUCUGAGAUUCUCUGGGAAGCUUCAGGCAUCUUGACUCACACAAAGUGUCCACAGGCAGGAAGUUGUGGGGGUGAAGAGGACUUCAAGUGAGGCUCUAUUUACUGGGGGAUGGAAAAACAUUUUCUAGAGCACUCCUUCCACAUCAGACUCUCCCCACACCUCACAGACCAGAACUAACUGCAGUGGAGGCUGAGAAAGUGAUAGCUGGCCUUCUCACCCUGCUUAUGGGACACGGCAAGGAACAGGGCAUUGGUUUGCCACCGGGUAGAAAACACCAGUGCCUGCCACCCCCUCCUUCAUUCACUCAACUAAGAUCUACUAAGUACCCACUCUGGGCCCGGUGAUGAUGGUACAGAGGACAAGAGAAUUCCUGUUCUCAAGGAGCUCCUACUGGAAGAACACAGACAGGCAGAGGAUCACAAAACAAGAUGGAGUCUUGGCGUCUGUCUUCUGCUGAGCCACGAUGGGUGACUGGAGCUUCCUGGGAGAGUUCCUGGAGGAAGCACACAAGCAUUCCACGGUGAUUGGUAAGGUCUGGCUCACCGUCCUCUUCAUAUUCCGCAUGCUGGUGCUGGGCACGGCUGCCGAGUCCUCCUGGGGGGACGAGCAGGCUGAUUUCCAGUGCGAUACGAUUCAGCCCGGUUGCGAGAACGUCUGCUAUGACCAAGCCUUCCCUAUCUCCCACAUUCGCUACUGGGUGCUGCAGAUCAUCUUCGUCUCCACACCGUCUCUAGUGUACUUGGGCCACGCCGUGCACACGGUGCGCAUGCAGGAGAAGCGGAAGCUACGGGAGGGCGAGAGGGCCAAAGAGGUUCGGGGCGCUGCCUCUUACGAGUACCCAGUGGCCGAGAAGACGGAGCUGUCCUGCUGGGAAGAAGUGAACGGAAGGAUUCCCCUCCGGGGCAGUCUGCUCAACACUUAUGUCUGCAGCAUCCUGAUCCGCACCACCAUGGAGGUGGCCUUCAUUGUGGGCCAGUACCUCCUCUACGGCAUCUUCCUGGACACGCUGCAUGUCUGCCGCAGGAGUCCCUGCCCCCAUCCUGUCAACUGUUAUGUGUCCCGGCCCACGGAGAAGAAUGUCUUCAUUGUCUUUAUGCUGGCUGUGGCCGGACUGUCCCUUUUCCUCAGCCUUGUUGAACUCUACCACCUGGGCUGGAAAAAGAUCAGACAGCGAUUUGUCAAGUCACAGCAGGGCAUGGCUGAGUGCCAGCUUCCUGGUCCCUCUGCCCGCAUAGUCCAGAGCUGCACACCACCCCCUGACUUCAAUCAGUGCCUGGAGAAUGGCCCCGGGGGGAAAUUCUUCAAUCCAUUCAGUAACAAGAUGGCCUCUCAGCAGAACACAGAUAACCUGGCCACUGAGCAAGUGCGAGGCCAGGAGCAGAUUCCUGGAGACGGUUUCAUUCAUAUCCGUUAUGCCCAGAAGCCUGAGGUACCCAAUGAAGGCUCCCCAGGUCACCGCCUCCCCCAUGGCUAUCAGAGUGACAAGCGCCGUCUCAGCAAGGCCAGCAGCAAGGCCAGGUCAGAUGACCUAUCAGUGUGACCCACCAGUGUGGUGGAACCAGGACCAGGUGGGAACAAAGGAGGCUCAGAGAGAGAAGGUGUGUCCCUUCUGACCCCAUCUCUCUCGUUCUCAUCACUGAUCUACUCAGUUUGGGCCCUGGAUCUCAAUGGCAUUGCUCAUUUUUUCCAGAAGCUAUGACCAGGUCUUUGUGGGUGGAGUAAGAGACAUGGCUACCUACCCAGGCUCCGCCACCCUCCACUCAGAAUCCUCAGUGAAGCCUUUCAUAUUAUUCAGUGAAUGGGAUAGAGGAAGGGACGGGGGCCAUGGCAAAUCUGACCUGGGAGGGACAGCCAGAGGGAUAGGAUGACUGUCUGCAUACCAGCCACAUACCAGAUGGAUUCUCUAAGCCCCUCUGGCGUCCUUGACCCGAUCACCCUUCCUCCUGCAAGGAAGAGCCCAAAGUUCCCGGCCAGCAACAAGCAUGAAUCAAGGAACUUGCAUUAGAUGUGCUCUUGAAUCUGUUGUCUCCUUGGACCGUACCUUGGGGUGGUGGUCAGGUCACCAUGGGAUGCCCUUGGUUGCCCCUCCCUCUACCCAGUCUUACUUAAAAAGAGGUCGUUAGAACUCGACCAGCAGCCUCAACUUUACAAGUGCCUUGGUAUGCACCUCUGGCAAAUGUCUCACCUUGGUGAUGUUGCAGCCUUUCCUUCUGCCAGGGUGUACAGCCAGCCCGGGGAGGGGGGUGAAAAGCUCUCCUCGGGAGUCACUGUGCACACUGACUCCACUGGCUUUCCUGCCACCACAUAUCAACCUGCAGCUCUUUUACAGUUCAACCUGAUGGUAGAAACCAUCACUUUCAGUCCUCCCUUGGCGGUCCAUCCAGUGCUCCCCUAAAAACCUUAUUGACCAGAAUGCCCAAGAAGCCAUCAUCCUCUCUCACAUUCUGACCAGAUCACCAGCCAUGGAGGCCAGUGGAAUUUCCCCAGGUCUUAUUAAAACAAAGAGGGGAUUGUGCUUCUCAGAUUCCCCUUGGGGAAAAAAAAAUAAUUCUGCUGUGAAGAUAAAAAUGAAAAAGGAGAGAAAAUACUGGAAAACGAUUUUCCCCUCCUGUUUGCUUCCCUUGCUGACUGCCAACUUAGAGUGCCAAGAGGAGGUGUGAUGACAACUAUGGAGGCCCCCAUAUCUCUCUUUCCCUGGAGGAUUUAGCAGGGGCAUGAAAGCAGAAAGGGAAUCUCCAGCUCUCUUGGCAGGGCCCUUGUUUAAGAGCACAGAGAUGCCUGUAUCUCCCCAGUGCUCCUAAAGAGACUGCCAAAAAAGCAGUGGGGACUACAGAAAAGCCCUGCCUUCCCAGGGACUGGCCAGGUUUCUCUCUUCAGUCCAUCUGUAAUAGGUGGUUGCCAUUUUGGAUGAAGGUAAAGGAUGCUCAGAAGUGGAUGCUGAAACUUAUAGGGAGACAGUUACUUUUUAAGAUGCAUGUGUGUGUUUGUGUGUGUAUGUAUAUGCUGAUAAGGUGGGUGAAGGGGAGGGAAGUCCUGAAGUAAGGAAAGCAUGCCUUAGAGACACUUGUGUCUUCCUGCCCUUUCCUCCAGAUGCCUGGCAGAGGGGCUGAGCCUCACUGUUUUCAGUGUCAUUAACCUAAAUAGAUAGGCCUGAGAGGUUGGGACAGAGGAGGCUGAAGCCUCAGAAGGAGGCUCAGCCUCUGCCCCACCUGCCCACCUCUGGGCCCCUCUGCUGAUACUUGGUUGUUAUUGGUGGGUGGAGAGAAGGAUGAGGGUAGAGGGGUGGAGGAAGCUGACUGGGAUGCCAUUUAGGGAAGAAUGACUGGUCAUCCCAGAUCCCUGGAGGGGACACCUUUUAAUCUAUUCUCUGGCACUGGCAUUAAGACUCUCCAAAACAAAGCAAAAAAGACUGUCUUUCCUUCCAUCUCUGAAGUGUGUUUGUUUUGUGAAAUCAGUGUUCCUGGAUUAGAAAUUCUGUGAGAUCAGUCCUGAUGAUGGGGCUUUCAGGAAGGAAAAAGGAAAUAAUAUGUGUAGUUUGUCCUAAUAAAGUCUGGCUCUACAUUUAUCUCUCCUUUGUGUCCCUCUCAUGCUGUGACUACAAGAGAAGGAUGGCAGACUUGGUGGGGGAGGGGAGCACUUGGAGCCAGUCAUCAGUCAAUCAGUAUUGCAAAGAGAUUUGGAAUCACACAUGCCAGCGUGAAAAUCCCAGCUGCUGAUUUACAGCUGGACUCCAGCAAGCUACUUAAUCUCUGAAGCUUGGUUUUCUCAUCUGUAAACUGAACCUAGUAAUAGCUACCUCAUAGGUUGUUAAAUGAGAUACUAUUUAUAAAGAGUACAGCAGAGUGCCUGGGAAAUAAUAGUCUGUCAUUAAAUGGUUAUUAUUAUUAUUA
Messenger RNA from Balaenoptera acutorostrata (minke whale), 4307 nucleotides. RefSeq names its product gap junction protein alpha 5 (gene GJA5). Bases 881 to 1957 code for a protein of 358 amino acids. The record is from RefSeq and is a predicted model, not a curated record. Gene Ontology annotation, cellular component: connexin complex. The transcript is spliced from 2 exons. Gene Ontology annotation, biological process: cell communication. Lineage: Eukaryota; Metazoa; Chordata; Mammalia; Artiodactyla; Balaenopteridae.